Messenger RNA from Thrips palmi, 3252 nucleotides. RefSeq lists its product as uncharacterized. The record is from RefSeq and is a predicted model, not a curated record. The coding region runs from base 1 to 3252 and encodes 1083 amino acids. The transcript has 6 exons. NCBI's taxonomy places the organism in Eukaryota, Metazoa, Arthropoda, Insecta, Thysanoptera, Thripidae.
AUGGCUAUGAAUACGGACUUUGUUGUGGACGAUUGGAAUAUUAAUGAUGUUUUAGAAGUUUCAACAUGUGAAGAAUGGAUAGGUGAAAAGGAGACUGAGGGUGAUUUGUGCAUUGUACAUUUAAACAUAAGAACGAUUCAUAAGUACUGGGAUCAACUAUGUAUACUACUGGAUAAAGUAUUGGAAAAGAUAGAUAUCAUAGUUCUUAGUGAGACUAGAAUAAGAAAUAGUUUUGAAAAGUAUGUGCUACAUCACUUUAGCAGUAUAAAUGUUAUCAGAAGUAAUUGUGAAGGUGGUGGUCUAUCGGUGUUUGUAAGAGACACUCUCUCUUCUAGACAAAUCAGUGUAACCCCGAAAAAUUUUGAGGGAAUUUGUGUGGAAGUAUGUGAUGGGAGAGGACGACAAGCAACAAUAUUGGCUGUGUAUAGACCCCCCUAUGGUAAGACAGCGGACUUUGUGGAUGAAAUAGAUGAUCUACUGCAAGCGGAAAAGUGGAAAAAUACUGUAAUAAUAGGAGACAUAAAUAUUAAUAUUCUGCAGGAAGGUAAAAUCACAAGUGAUUAUAUAGAUAUGUUAUUAAGUAAUAAAAUCAGGCACUGUAUUAACAAAUGUACCAGAGAGGAAUAUGCUGGAAACCAUUUAAGUGAAACCUGUAUUGAUCAUAUUGCGAAUAAUAAAAAUAAAUGUGAGGAAGAUGGAAAAAGUGAAAACAAAAUGAAGAACAUACUUGUAAAAAAGAGGUGGAAGGAAAACUUAAAUAGUGUCAAAAAUAAUAUGACGGAAAGUCCAAGUGAAAAUUAUUUAGAACUUAGAGAGGCAUUUUCGUCUGCUACCAUAAGGGUUAAAAUGAAGGAGAGAAAAGUAAAUGGACAUGUAAGAAAACCUUGGAUAACUGAUGAGAUUGUUCGCUUAAUGCAUGAGAGAGAUAAAGCCUUCAAAAGAUGGAAAGUGUCCUCGAAAGAAAGCUACUUAAAAAGACUGGAGCUGAGACAAGUUUAUCAGGGUCUCAGAAAUAAAAUAAUUUACUCUAUUAAAAGAAGCAAGGAAAGAUAUAUGGAGGAGCAAUUUGAAAAAUGUAAAAAUGAUAUUAAGGCUACUUGGAAACUGGUAAACUCUGUAUUAAAUAACAAAGUGAGUGAAAAUAUUGACAACAUAAUUACAAAAAAUUUUGCGGGUAUCUUAGAAAUAGAAACGGUUGCCAAUAACUUUGUCAAUACUUUCAAAGAUCAGGUUGAGUGUAUUAUGCAUGAAUGUCCGACACUCUUGCUGAAGAAUGCAACUGACAGAAUAACCAACUCUUUCUUUUUACCAGAAGCAACAAUAGAGGAUGUGAUAAAAAUUAUUCUGACUUUAAAAGAAAAAUCUCCUGGUGAUGAUGGAAUUAAGGUAUCACACCUAAGUGACAAUAUCGAACUAGUUGCUCCAAUAUUACAAAACAUAAUCAAUAACUCAAUAAAAAAAGGAAUUUUCUGCGAUGAAAUCAAAAUUGCCACAAUCAGGCCUAUUUAUAAAACUGGAUCACCCUGUGAAUAUAGUAAUUAUAGACCAGUCUCCAUUUUAUCAACUAUAAGCAAGGCAAUUGAGCUAUAUAUGUAUACACAUUUAUUCUCAUACCUCAAAAAGUACAAAGUGAUUGAUGAACACCAAUAUGCGUAUCAGAAGGGAAAGAGUACCAUUGAUCUGUUACAAAAUUUCUCUGACAUAGUAAAUGAGUCCUUGGAUAAAGGUAUGCAUGUUGUUGUAAUGUUUGUGGAUUUGUCUAAGGCUUUUGAUUCCAUUAGUCAUGAAAAAUUAUUGAAAAGCUUAGAAAAUAUUGGGGUGAGAGGAGAAGCGUACAAACUGUUUAAAAGUUAUCUGGAAAACAGAAUGUAUGAUACUGUUAUAAUUUCUGUACACAAAAACUUAGAUAUAGCUGAGGCAAGACUGCAGGAGGAGUUUACUGAGUACCAAAAAUGGUGUCAUGAUAAGAAUCUCAUAAUGAAUGGAACAAAGACUAAAGUAAUGCAUAUAUCCACUCCUUAUAUUGCAAGAAGAGAUCUUAACCUAAGAUUUCAUUCUAUUGAGUGUAUACACAGUAAUAUUGCAAAUUGCACCUGCAAAAUGAAUAUUGAAAUGGUGGAGUCAGUGAAGUAUUUAGGGUUGAUAGUUGAUAAACACCUAAACUGGAAAAGCCAUGUUAAAAUGCUAAGAGGGAAGUUGAGGUGUUGCCUGUAUAAAUUAUCACAAUUAAGUAACUGCUCCCCACAUAACAUAGUAAACAUGGCUUAUACAGCCCUCUUUGAAUCAGUCAUGAGUUAUGGGCUUGAAGUGUGGGGAUCUGCCUCGGAUACAAACUUGCUCCCCAUUAAAUCAUUACAGCAGAGAGCUGUAAAGAUUGUGAAGAAAAAGCAAAGAGUUCCAUUACCAAAUACUAUUUUAACAUUAGAGAAUUUGUACAAAUUAAAAGUUUUAAAAAGAAAUUAUUUUAAGAAAGAGUUUAGAAAUAUAGUACAACAUAGAUACUUAACAAGAAAUGAGAGUUUCCAAUAUAAGAUAGGUAUGAAUAAGUAUGGUGAUAGACUGACAGAGGUGGUCGUGCCAAAAAUACUAAAUAAGAUGCCAAUAGAUUUAAGGAAUAUAAAUAGUCAAAGUGCCAUGAAAACAAAAUUAAAACAAUAUUUUUUAAAAAGACAGCAGUUUAUUACUAUGUUAAUGUUUCUAUCUGUGCAGCAGACUGAUUCCGACAGUCGUUUUCGUCGCGCCAAGGCAGAAGCCAAGACAGAGGCCAGGGCAGAGGCCAGGGAGGAGAGGCCAAGGGGGCAGAGGCCAAGAGGCAGAGGCCAAGAGGCAGAGGCCAAGGGGGCAGAGGCCAAGGGGGCAGAGGCCAAGGGGGCAGAGGCCAAGGGGGCAGAGGCCAAGGGGGCAGAGGCCAAGGGGGCAGAGGCCAAGGCAGAGGCCAAGGGGGCAGAGGCCAAGGGGGCAGAGGCCAAGGGGGCAGAGGCCAAGGGGGCAGAGGCCAAGGGGGCAGAGGCCAAGGCAGAGGCCAAGGGGGCAGAGGCCAAAGGGGCAGAGGCCAAGGGGGCAGAGGCCAAGGGGGCAGAGGCCAAGGCAGAGGCCAAGGGGGCAGAGGCCAAAGGGGCAGAGGCCAAGGGGGCAGAGGCCAAGGGGGCAGAGGCCAAGGCAGAGGUCCAUGUAGAGACUAAGCAGGGCACAGGCCCAGGCAUGGGCCAAGGUACCCGCCCAGACCGGCACCGGGCACAGAGCCGCGUGUAA